Miscanthus lutarioriparius is the source of this 594-nucleotide messenger RNA. Lineage: Eukaryota; Viridiplantae; Streptophyta; Magnoliopsida; Poales; Poaceae. The record is from the annotation of a GenBank genome assembly.
AUGACGACGGCGGCCGGCAUGCCGGGGUCGCCGGUGGGCUCGGCGGCCGCGGCGGCUGGCGGUCCCGCGGCGCCCGAGGUGGCGGCCAGGGACGCGGUGAUCGGGUGGUUCCGCGGCGAGUUCGCGGCGGCCAACGCGAUGAUCGACGCGCUGUGCGGCCACCUGGCGCAGAUCGGCGGCGGCGGGCCCGAGUACGACCCCGUCUUCGCCGCGCUCCACCGACGCCGCGCCAACUGGUUCCCCGUCCUCCACAUGCAGAAGUUCUACCCCGUCGCGGACGUCACCGUCCAGCUGCGCCGCGUCGCGGACGCCCGCGCCGCCGCCGCUGCCGCCGCGGGGUCCUGCUGCUACUCGGAGGAGGCCACGUCCACGGUGAUCCAGGAGCCCAUGGAAGACCUCCCCGCUGAGGCUGAGCCCGAACUGGAGCCGGAGCCGGAGCACGAGCAGGAACAGGAUCCCAUACAGCAGGAUCCGGCACCGGCGGCCGAGGAGGCUGACGGCACCGUCAUCGACCCCGCCGUGGAGUACCACGAGCAGGACGCGGAGGUUGAUUCCUCCGGAGAUUCGUCGGAGCGGAAGGCCCCUCCACGGUAG